Sphenostylis stenocarpa is the source of this 1464-nucleotide messenger RNA. NCBI's taxonomy places the organism in Eukaryota, Viridiplantae, Streptophyta, Magnoliopsida, Fabales, Fabaceae. The record is from the annotation of a GenBank genome assembly.
AUGGAGCUUCACAACCUCAAUAUUCUCAUCACAAUCUUGCUCCUAUAUUUGUUCCCUCACUCACAAAAUUGCCAACAGGUAUACCUUAACAACACUGUCUAUGACUGCUCUAGCAACCCUUCUGCAUCAAAAGGAUAUCUUUGCAAUGGCCUUCAAAAGUCAUGCACUUCCUUCAUACUUUUCAGGUCCAAAUUUCCCUACGACAACCCUGUGAGCAUUGCUUUCCUUCUUGGCUCUGAAACAUCUGAUAUAGCCUCAAUCAACAAUAUCUCAACAACUGACAAGAUUCCUUCCAAUAAGUGGAUCAUUGUUCCUGUCUUCUGUUCAUGUUCUGGAAACAUCUACCAGUAUAAUACUCGUUACACGGUCAAAGAGAAUGACACCUACUGGGCGUUGGUAAAUGAAACCUUUCAAGGCCUCACCACCUGCCAGGCAAUUAUGGGUCAGAAUUACUAUCCUCCAAUCAAUAUUGCAAUUGAUGCAGAGCUCAAAGUACCUAUGUUAUGUGCUUGUCCCACUCUAAAUCAGACAUCAAGAGGGUUCACCUCUUUGCUAGUUUACUCGGUCAACUCUGGAGACACUGUUAAGUCCAUAGGAGAGGCUUUUGGUGUGGAUGAACAAAGUAUACUAGAGGCCAAUGAGUUGUCAGUGACACAGAGUGCACACAGCAGCAUGAACCUCCUUGACUCGACACCUAUUUUAGUUCCUCUAAUAGGGAAGAACUGCAAAGAGAACCCAAAUAAAUUCUAUUGUAAAUGCUACCAAGAACCACAAACAGAUGGAAGCUCCAAUGGGCUAUUAUGUGAUGAAUCUGGUGACAAAAAAUUUCCUGCCAAAUUGGUUGCUGCUUUAGGAGAGAUCCGUAAGGAAAAGCUGUUUAGGCAAAAUGGUGGCUACUUGUUACUGGAGAAGCUCUCAUCUUACGGAAAUGGAGAAAUGGAAAAGCUUUUUACAGCCGAGGACCUUCAAAGAGCAACAGAUAACUACAACAGCAGUAGGUUUCUUGGCCAGGGUGGCUAUGGCAGAGUGUACAAAGGAAAGUUACCAGAUGGAACCAUAGUUGCAGUUAAAAAGAACAUUGUCAAACUCUUUGGUUAUUGUCUUGAGACAGAAGCACCAUUACUAGUCUAUGAAUUAAUUCCCAAUGGAACACUUUCUCACCACAUCCAUAGGAGAGACAAUGAGCCCUCCCUUUCUUGGGAGAGUCGCUUUAGAAUUGCAUGUGAGGUUGCUGGAGCAGUGGCAUAUAUGCAUUUUGCAUCUUCAAUUCCUAUUUUGCAUGGAGAUAUCAAACCUGCCAACAUACUUUUAGGCAGUAACUACAGUGCCAAAGUGUCAGAUUUUGGAACAUCAAGAUCAGUGCCACUAGAUAAGACUCACUUGACCACUAUUGUGGGAGGAACUUUUGGGUACAUAGACCCUGAAUAUUUUCAGAUAAAAGUGAUGUGUACAGUUUUGGGGUAG